AUGAGCCAAGCUGAUCAAGGGAACAACAACAUUCCGGUGCAGCGCAAGCGUGGUCGUCCACGGAAACAUCCUCAGCCAAAGAACUCAGGGCACAAUGCUGCAAGUAUUGGCAUUAAUAGUCCUCCACCAACAGCCCCUCCUGGAUUUGAAAGAAGGGUUGUACGUACAACUGAUGUGAGGGUGGGAUCAGUGGUCUGCGGUUUCAUUGAUGCAGAAUUUGAUGGAGGGUAUAUGCUCACAGUUAGGGGUGAUAACUUUCAUACCACUUUAAAGGGUGUUUUGUACAAGCCUGGAUCUUACCCUCAUGUCUCAGCAGAGAAUGGUGUGGGCCUUGGUGAUCCAAUGAUAAGAAGAAAUGAAGUUCCAGAUGUUCAUGGUUCAUCAACUUGUGUUCCAUCAGCUCCUCCUCCUCUUCCUCCUCCAUCAAAUGGAUCAACGGUAAAAAACAAGGCAGAGAAAAUAAUGAAGUUGCUACUUGGGUUAAUCAACCCUCCACAGAGGCACUGCUUCAGGCAGAAGCCAGAUCCAUGA
Prunus armeniaca (apricot) is the source of this 531-nucleotide messenger RNA. NCBI's taxonomy places the organism in Eukaryota, Viridiplantae, Streptophyta, Magnoliopsida, Rosales, Rosaceae. The record is from the annotation of a GenBank genome assembly.